Molecule: messenger RNA, 10238 nt
Organism: Choloepus didactylus (southern two-toed sloth)
Lineage: Eukaryota; Metazoa; Chordata; Mammalia; Pilosa; Megalonychidae
Gene: MBD5
Product: methyl-CpG binding domain protein 5
Exons: 13
Coding region: 911-6148 (1745 amino acids)
Cellular component (GO): chromocenter; nucleus
Molecular function (GO): chromatin binding; DNA binding
Source: RefSeq, a predicted model, not a curated record
AGAGAAAAGAGGCACUCCCUCACAGGGACUCGUAAAGGCAUAGAGCAUCUGGAGAUUUACUGCCUGCAUUGCACUACUGGAUCUCACAACACUUAUGUUUUCAUCAAUUUCUCUCCAGAAGAAGGAAUUGUGUAUUUAAAAAUAUCAUAAACCUAAGAAAGUAUUAUCACUACUCAAAAUUCUAUUCAACUGUUGAGCAGCUAUUCGAAGGAUGUGAGACUCUUUCGUGAUGCAUGUCCCUUAGCAACUGCCUGAGAAAGAAUAUAUGGAUGAUAAAUUCUCUGAACCUUCACAUGUUUGAGAUUGUCUUUAUUCUCACUAGCACUGGAUCCAGAUUCUAACAUCAGGAGGCUACAAUAUUGGAAUUUUGAAGACAUGAAAACAUCAGAUGAACCAACCUGCAACACCUUGGAUUCAGAUUGGAAGAUCAAGAGAAAGUUUAAAGAAUGUGGUCUAUGAAGUCGGAUACUACCUGGAAAUAUUAACUGACUCACACUAAAAAUGAGACUGGUUUCUAGACAGUAGAGGUUAUUUUAGACCACCUUCAAGGUUGAAGACAAAAUGGUGAACUAAAAACUGUACACUCCUUUCCUCCACCACUUGAGACAGAUACCAGCAUUGGUGAAUUAUGAUUUUCCUUAAUUGGAAGCACUCAUUUUUACCCAUGUAGACCACCAUUAGGAAUUAAAUAUUGUUAUUUAAUGUAGAUUAUAAUGGGAAACUGAUUUUUUUCACAAUGGCAGAUUUCAAAGACUUGGUUCUAAACUGAGCCGAAGCUUCCCAAUGCAUUUUAUACAGUCUGGGAAAAACUGUGCUGCAUUGGCCCAUUUUUGAAGGCCAUCAUGCCAUGUAAUAUAAGGAUAUCAUCUUAUUGCUGAUAUCUUGGACGAGUCCCAAGCAGACACGGAAAAUGAAUGGAGGCAAGGAGUGUGACGGAGGGGACAAGGAUGGAGGGUUUCCAGCUAUACAAGUUCCUGUGGGUUGGCAGCGUCGGGUGGAUCAAAAUGGAGUGCUUUAUAUCAGUCCCAGUGGGUCUUUGUUAUCUUGCUUGGAGCAGGUUAAAACAUACCUGCUUACUGACGGAACAUGCAAGUGUGGCUUGGAAUGUCCUCUUAUUCUUCCCAAGGUGUUUAAUUUUGAUCCUGGGGCUGCGGUGAAACAGAGAACUGCAGAAGAUGUUAAAGCAGAUGAAGAUGUCACAAAGCUAUGCAUACAUAAAAGAAAAAUCAUUGCAGUGGCCACACUUCAUAAAAGCAUGGAAGCCCCACAUCCUUCUCUGGUGCUCACCAGUCCAGGGGGAGGAACAAAUGCAACUCCAGUAGUACCUUCACGGGCAGCAACUCCAAGAUCAGUAAGAAAUAAGUCUCAUGAAGGAAUUACAAAUUCUGUAAUGUCCGAAUGUAAGCAUCCUUUCAAGUUAAUGAUUGGAUCAUCCAAUGCCAUGGGAAGGCUGUAUGUACAAGAACUGCCUGGAAGCCAGCAACAAGAGCUCCACCCUGUCUAUCCCCGGCAGAGAUUGGGCAGCAGUGAACACGGACAGAAAUCUCCCUUCCGUGGCAGCCAUGGAGGCCUGCCCAGCCCAGCGUCAUCAGGAUCCCAGAUAUAUGGAGAUGGCUCAAUCUCUCCAAGGACUGACCCGCUUGGAAGCCCUGAUGUUUUCACAAGAAAUAAUCCUGGUUUUCACGGAGCUCCCAAUUCUAGUCCUAUUCACCUGAAUAGGACUCCUCUUUCUCCACCUUCAAUAAUGCUACAUGGUUCUCCUGUACAGUCAUCCUGUGCAAUGGCUGGAAGGACUAAUAUACCUCUUUCCCCAACCUUGACUACAAAGAGUCCAGUAAUGAAAAAACCAUUGUGUAAUUUUUCAACGACUAUGGAAAUACCACGAGCAAUGUUCCACCACAAACCACCCCAAGGCCCACCUCCCCCUCCUCCACCUUCUUGUGCUCUUCAGAAAAAGCCAUUAACAUCUGAGAAAGAUCCACUUGGCAUUCUUGACCCUAUUCCUAGUAAACCAGUGAAUCAGAACCCUGUUAUCAUUAAUCCACCCAAUUUCCAUUCAAAUGUCCACUCUCAGGUACCUGUGAUGAAUGUAAGCAUGCCUCCUGCUGUUGUUCCUUUGCCAAGUAAUCUCCCUUUGCCAACUGUAAAACCUGGUCACAUGAAUCAUGGGAGUCAUGUACAAAGAAUUCCGCAUUCAGCUUCAACCUCUCUGUCUCCUUCUCCAGUGACAUCCCCAGUGCACAUAAUGGGGACUGGAAUUGGAAGGAUUGAGGCAUCGCCCCAAAGAUCACGCUCAUCUUCCACAUCAUCAGAUCAUGGAAAUUUCAUGAUGCCGCCUGUAGGAACCCAGGCCACAUGUAGUGGUAUUAAGGUUCCACCCAGGUCACCAAGGUCAACAAUAGGGUCCCCGAGGCCAUCAAUGCCAUCAAGCCCUUCUACCAAGUCCGAUGGACAUCACCAAUACAAGGAUAUCCCUAACCCGUUAAUUGCUGGAAUGAGUAAUGUACUAAAUACCCCAAGCGGUGCAGCUCUUCCUGCUGCAUCUGCUGGAAGUGGUUCCGUAAAGAGUCAGCCUGGUUUGCUGGGAAUGCCUUUAAAUCAGAUCUUGAACCAGCACAAUGCUGCCUCCUUUCCAGCAAGUAGUUUACUCUCAGCAGCAGCCAAAGCACAGCUAGCAAAUCAAAACAAACUGGCUGGUAACAACAGUAGCAGCAGUAGCAAUUCUGGAGCUGUUGCCCGCAGUGGCAACACCGAAGGACAUAGCACUUUAAACACCAUGUUCCCUCCUACUGCCAACAUGCUUCUCCCAACAGUUGAAGGGCAAAGUGGUCGGGCAGCACUAAGAGAUAAGCUGAUGUCUCAGCAAAAAGACUCAUUGCGGAAAAGAAAACAGCCACCUACCACAGUGUUGAGUUUGCUCAGACAGUCUCAAAUGGAUAGUUCUGCAGUUCCUAAACCCGGACCCGACUUGCUAAGGAAGCAGGAUCAGGGUUCUUUUCCCAUAAGUUCAAUGUCUCAGUUACUACAGUCUAUGAGUUGUCAAAGCUCAAACUUGAGUAGCAAUAGUACCCCAGGUUGUGGGGGCUCAAAUACUGCUUUGCCUUGCUCUGCUAACCAGCUGCAUUUUACAGAUCCCAAUAUGAACUCCAGUGUUCUUCAGAAUUCAUUGACACAGAGCAUACCUUUAAGAGGGGAAGCCAUGCACUGCCACAAUGCAAACACUAACUUUGUUCACAGUAACAGUCCAGUCCCAAACCACCAUCUUGCAGGUUUAAUAAAUCAGAUUCAGGCUAGCGGGAACUGUGGGAUGCUCAGUCAGUCGGGCAUGGCUUUAGGAAACUCAUUACAUCCCAAUCCACCUCAGUCAAGAAUUUCAACGUCCUCCACUCCAGUGAUACCAAACAGCAUUGUUAGCAGCUAUAAUCAAACAAGUUCUGAAGCAGGCAGUUCAGGACCAUCAUCCUCCAUAGCCAUAGCUGGCACCAACCACCCUGCCAUCACAAAGACAACAUCUGUUCUUCAAGACGGUGUCAUAGUCACCACCGCAGCUGGAAACCCCAUGCAGAGCCAGCUGCCCAUUGGGAGUGAUUUUCCUUUUGUUGGCCAGGAGCACGCACUUCAUUUUCCAUCCAACAGCACUUCAAACAACCAUCUUCCACACCCCUUGAACCCCAGCCUCCUCAGUUCUCUACCUAUCUCUUUGCCAGUGAAUCAACAGCAUCUCCUAAACCAGAAUCUAUUAAAUAUCCUCCAGCCUUCAGCAGGAGAAGGCAAGUCUGAGAUCAACCUCCACCCUUUAGGUUUUCUCAACCCGAAUGUAAAUGCUGCCUUAGCUUUUCUCUCCGGUGACAUGGAUGGGCAGGUAUUACAGCCUGUUCACUUUCAGCUCUUAGCAGCCCUGCUUCAGAACCAAGCUCAAGCAGCUGCUAUGCUUCCCCUGCCAUCUUUCAAUCUGACCAUCUCAGAUCUUUUGCAACCGCAAAAUACCCCUUUACCCUCAUUAACACAGAUGACAAUCCCACCAGACCAUUUGCCAAGCAAUCAGUCAGAGAACAGCCGAGCUGAGACCCUUUUAACCAGCCCCCUGGGGAACCCUUUACCAAGCUUUGCAGGCAGUGACACUACUUUUAACCCCCUGUUCCUCCCAGCUGUCACUGGGGCCUCAGGAUUAAUGGCCUUGAAUCCCCAACUGUUGGGAGGUGUCCUGAACUCGGCAUUGGCCACCACCGCUAAUCAUCCAGAGGUUUCCAUAGCAACCUCCUCGCAGGCAACCACUACCACAACCACUACAUCAUCAGCAGUGGCAGCACUGACUGUCUCAACACUUGGUGGGACAGCAGUGGUGUCAAUGGCAGAAACAUUGCUGAAUAUAUCUAAUAAUGCUGGGAAUACACCUGGUCCAGCUAAACUCAACAGUAACUCUGUGGUGCCACAGCUACUUAACCCUCUACUGGGGACAAGUCUGCUUGGUGACAUGUCAUCAAUAAACAAUACUUUGAAUAACCAUCAACUGACUCAUCUACAGUCACUAUUAAACAACAAUCAGAUGUUUCCUCCAAAUCAGCAACAGCAGCAAAUUCUCCAGGGCUACCAGAAUCUCCAGGCAUUUCAAGGACAGUCUACCAUUCCUUGCCCAGCUAACAAUAAUCCCAUGGCUUGUCUGUUUCAGAACUUUCAGGUAAGAAUGCAGGAAGAUGCAGCUCUCCUAAACAAAAGAAGAAGCACUCAGCCUGGGCUCACAGCACCUCCUGAGAAUCUGAACACUACACUUCCACCUUUCCAAGAUACACCUUGUGAGUUGCAACCAAGGAUGGACCCACCUCUUGGUCAGCGGGUGAAGGACGGCCUGGUUGUGGGUAGCCAAAGUGAUGCGUCCGUCGAUGCCAUUUACAAAGCAGUUGUCGAUGCAGCCAGCAAAGGAAUGCAGGUUGUCAUCACCACUGCAGUCAGCAGUACAACUCAGAUUAGCCCCAUUCCAGCUCUGAGUGCCAUGAGUGCCUUCACCGCCUCGAUUGGUGACCCAUUAAAUCUCUCCAGCGCUGUCAGUGCGGUCAUUCAUGGACGAAACAUGGCAGGUGUCGAUCAUGAUGGUAGGCUGAGGAAUGCAAGAGGGGCUCGGCUGCCCAAGAAUCUGGACCACGGGAAGAAUUCAAACGAAGGGGAUGCGUUUGAAUAUUUCAAGUCAGCAAGUUGCCAUGCAUCCAAAAAACAGUGGGAUGGGGAGCAAAGCCCUGGAGGGGAGCGAAACAGGUGGAGGUGCGAGGAAUUUCUAGAUCAUCCAGGCCAUAUCCACAGUAGUCCUUGUCAUGAAAGGCCCAACAAUGUCUCCACACUGCCAUUUCUGCCUGGGGAACAGCACCCAAUACUGUUACCACCAAGAAACUGUCAAGGGGAUAAAAUUCUGGAAGAAAAUUUCAGGUAUAAUAGCUACAAAAGAACUAUGAUGAGUUUUAAGGAGAGACUAGAGAACACUGUGGAGAGAUGUGCACACAUUAAUGGGAAUAGACCUCGACAGAGUCGGGGCUUUGGAGAGCUGCUGAGCACCACAAAGCAAGAUCUGGUCCUGGAGGAACAGUCUCCAAGUUCCUCAAAUAGUUUGGAAAGUUCUCUGAUCAAAGACUACAUCCAUUACAAUGGAGACUUUAAUGCCAAAAGCAUUAAUGGGUGUGUGCCUAGCCCUUCAGACGCUAAAAGCGUUAGUAGUGAAGAUGACCUAAGGAAUCCAGACUCCCCCUCUUCAAAUGAGUUGAUACAUUAUAGGCCAAGGACGUUCAAUGUCGGCGACUUGGUCUGGGGCCAAAUCAAAGGACUGACUUCGUGGCCUGGAAAAUUAGUAAGAGAAGACGACGUACACAAUUCUUGUCAACAAAGCCCCGAGGAAGGGAAGGUGUGGGUAAUGUGGUUUGGUCUUCAUGCAUUCACUCAGGUGGAACCAGAGAAGUUGAAGACACUAACAGAAGGCUUGGAAGCCUACAGCCGAGCCCGGAAAAGGAACAGAAAAAGUGGAAAGCUAAAUAACCAUUUAGAAGCUGCUAUUCAUGAGGCCAUGAGUGAACUGGACAAAAUGUCUGGGACUGUUCACCAAAUUCCACAGGGAGACAGACAAAUGAGGCCCCCCAAACCCAAGAGGAGGAAGAUCUCCAGAUAACAGGGACUAUUCCACUAAUGCACGGUGUCUAUCAAAUGGAACAUGCACAGAUAUAUCUGUAUAUAGGUAUUGAUAUAGCCACGGUUAUGUCAGUAUUUAUACCAUGGCAGAUAGCUACCACCACCACAGGGUGCUAAAAGAAGCAGUGAUACAAUAUUUUUUUUUUGAUCAGGAAGGCUAAUGAAUGCUGGAAAAACUAAUCAAAAUCCCUGAAUGAUGAUAGUGAUAAAUGGUCAAGAGAUUACUGAGAAGCUCUUUUUCUAUUAUACUAAAAUUGUGAUUAUAAGAAAUAGUACAAAUGUUUCUGAGGAAUUUUCCAUGUUAUAUAUAGAAAAUACAGAAUUUCAUGGUGAUAUCAGAAAUGUAAAUAGUGUACAAUAUUGUCAUGUACAAGCGUACCUAAUGCACACUUUAUCUUUUAUUGUACAAAGAAAUAGUGUACAAAAUUCUUUGGUUUCUAUUGAGUACACCUACCAGAGACUACCAGUGUAAAGUGAUAAAUAAAAAUACAACAUAAGUGCUUUUCUAUGAUAAUGUAAAAGAUGCUGUUUUUGUAUUUAACAGCAGAGAAAAGGCAUGAUGAUGUAAUACCUGAAUUACGACAUACACUUCACACCACUGAGUGUUCAUUUAUAUUGUCUGUUUGGAAUGAACCUUGCCUGGAAGACUGGACUCAAUUUCGGGUGUCUAGGAAAUCACAACAUUGCAGAUUUCUAAAGGGAUGAGGGCUCACAGGUCUAAAUUAAGAAUUCAGAAACUGCAACCAUUUGUUGCAUAUUUUUUUUACCUAAGUUUUAAAGUAGAAUAGGUUUUAUAAAAAAAAAAAAAAAAAGCUUAGAUGGAAUAUUUUAUUCAGCCAUUUCUGUAGUUAAUGUUUCCUAGCCACCUUUGGAACUAGAUAGCUCGUAUUGAACAUCACCGAUCAUCAGAAUUGAGGGUUUUUUUUUUUGCAAACAAUAUCUGACAAGGGAAAACUUUCUGUUUCCAUACGUGGAGGCAAAAACUCCACUUCAAAACCCAUUAUCAGAGUUAAGGUUGAUCAUAAUCCAUUUUGAUUGUAGUGGCAAAAAUAAAUAUGAAUCAUCAAAGCAAUUCUCAUAUCCAUUCAUCAGUAUUACCUAAACUAGAAGUUAAGGUGGCUUACAAAAUUAUUAGCAAUGGUGAUUUUUUAUCAGUAUUAUGUAACAUAUCAGAAUUAUUUUAUUUAAAGAAUUAUUUAUACCAUUAACAGAUUCUUAUAUAUAUUAAUGUGGCUGAAAUGUGCAGGUUAAAUCUAUUAAUCAAAUUAUUUAUAUUAUAUGAAGUAAAAACAAAAAUGUGAAACAAAUGUAGAGAGAAGUAAUACAUCACAAGUAUACAAACCUAAAACUGUGAGCCAUUAUAAAGUACAAGGUAAUAAGAAAUGUAGCACAACAUAAUUUUCUGUCUUUUUUUCACAAUUUUUGUGGUGAUGGUAUAACUCUCUCUCCCAGGCGGUGAUGCCAAGUUUCAGGCCUCCAGCCUGACUUCAGUUGACAGAUGGUCAAAGGAAAGGAUCCAUUAUCUCUUUUACUCUUGAACCCCCAGCCUCACCUUGUGCCCUAGUCUUGGCUCACUCAGAGGUGGAGCUGCAGGGCUGCUGGGAGGCUUUACCCAAUAGCAGGCUCUCCACCCCGCAAUGCCUGCCACUUUCCCUCCUUCUCCUCCAUCGUCCACCCCAAAGGCCUCAGUCCCAUGAUGUAGCAGAGUUCCAGUAACUCAGGAAAAAGGAGACCGAGGUCAUUCUUUAAGUUGGUUUCUUGGGGCCACAGCCCAGAGCACCCCCCCGGGCUCACUUUUGAUAGCAACAGCUCUUAGCUCUCCCCUCCAGGUCUCCUGUGCCUCUGUCCCUUCCACUCCCACCCUCGCCCCCUACCCCCAAGCCUGUUGGAAUAUACCUGGCUACACUAGCUGCAUGGUCUGGAGGCAGGAACCCUUCCUUCUGGAGCUGGGGGGAUCGUUUCUUUUGUUUUUUGUGUGUGUAAUGGUUGGAUUGACUGCCAUGGUCUUUCAUGCAAAGUUAUGUGAACAAAUUUUUGUGUAGUUUAGUUGACACAUUUUUGUUACAAGUUGCUGUGUUUGGUAUGUUUAAAUCAUUAAUGUCAUUAAUGUUGCCCUUUUUUUUUUUUUUUUUUUACACCAACCUGCCUUUACUGUUUUGUCUACAUGGUUGUUUUUAUUCACAAAGAGAAAUGUAAGUGUGUUUGUGUGUUGUGUGUGUGUGUUAGAAAACUUUUUUUUUCAGUCUUUGCUUUUGUGUCUUCAGAUUGAGUUGUGUUGUCUUCUUUUUGAUAUUUUAAGCUAAUUAGGUUUGGACUUCUCACCAAUGUAUACUUUACAUCAGUAGCCCAUGUAAAGUAUGUUUGUGCCCAUGAUUUCAUUGGUUGCUUAUGGCUUUGAUGUGGGUGCUAGGUGUAGUUAUUUUGGUCUACACAGGCUUUUUUUCCCCCUCUCUCUCUCUUUUACAGUUUUAUGGUCUCAUGUAAGCAGUUAAUGUAAAUAUUGUUAGCAUUACAGGUCAUAGUGUUGUAACAUUUUUUUAAAUGUUGCACCUACUUUACAAUUAAAAAAUUGGUCACUCAUACUUGAAUUUUGCCCAUAGAGCCAUUUCUUUCUUUCUUUGUAGAGAAGCCAAUUCAUUUUUUUAUGAAGGCCAGCCCUUCUUACUUCAGUAAAUUUUUUAUUCCCUUAAAGAAAUGUCUUUUUAAAAACAAAAACAAAUCCAAGAAUGGAAACAGAAUAAAACAUUUUUGCUCCUUGAAAGAACAUAAUAGUCCCUGCUGGAAAAGUAAAUCUCAUUUUAUUUUGUGUCCUCUUAACAGUCCUAGGAAGCACAAGGAGAAUAGGCUGCACCUUUCAGUAGUUUUUUAGAUUAUUUCAAAUGAGUGAAAAUUAACUGAGCUGCUCUUGUGUGAUUUGUCUAGUUUGUACCAUUGAAAGCAGUCCAGGGUUUUUGUUUAUUUAAAAGAACAUUUUUGUUCCUUUGUGAAUGAAAAUUUCUGCCCCAUUGUGAAUGAAAAGGAUUUAUGAAGAACAUUCACCCCUUGUGAUAUCAUGGGCCAUGUCUACUCUUUUAUUUGGACCCUGACAUUGAAUUAUUUACUAUGUCUGUUUUUUAAGUAAACAUAUGCUUCUUAUUUGAACAUAACACUGCAAUCAGAAUCAUGGGAGCAGCUGAGGGCAGUUCUUUCACUUUCUGUAAGUUUUAUGAAGACUCUCAGCUGACUGAUCCCAUGAGGUGAUUCUUUUUUCACUGCAGACCAUGAUAACACUUUGCAGUCACCUUUGGUAACUUCCCAUGCAGUUUGCAGAGUUCCCUUGCAAGUCACAAGCAAUUUUGCAUUAAGAUGGUGACAUUGCUCUUCUGGAAAUGAGAGCUAAGAAUUUAGACCUUACUGAAAAUCUGAAACUUUGUUAACCUUACCCAUUCAUGCCCAAAUGGUAUAACGCAAGACUCAAGAUGUUUCAAUGUAGUGUAUAACAUGAGCUGUGCAUUUCUUGAUUCAUUUGAGGACUAUGAACAAAAUUAUUAGUGACAGCUGUAAUUUUGAAUUAAUUUAACUUUUUCUUUCAUUCACUCUAUCACAUUUGCAUUAGCCAAAGAGAUAAGAACAUUAGUAAUUCAUAUGUGUAAGCAAUCCAGAAGUGAAUAUAAAUCCGUAAGCCAAAAAGCAAUAAACAACUCAAGCAUGGGAAAACCAGCUAACAGUGGGGAGUCUGAUAUAGAAAAAAAAUAUAUAAAAAGCAUUAUCUUCAAAUAUGAAAGAUUAAUUUGUAUCUACUGUAAAUAUGUAUUAUCAGCCUUAUCUGCUUUUAUACACACUGUGUGUGUGCCUCAGUGACCUUUUAUAAACCGGAAAAAUGGUUGAUUUAAUAAUUUGUUAUGUAAAUACAAAGUUGUCUAUAAAUUGGAAAAUUUGAUGCCAGAUGGCUUCACAAUAUACAAAUGUGUUUUGUAACAUCAUGCCUUUAUGGAUUAAGUAUAAAUACACUGGAUCGUCUGUGUAGAAGAGUAGCAGUUUACAUUCCACCCUCAUUUCAAAUGGAUAUUUUUGUCCAAAUGGUUAUACUC